Molecule: messenger RNA, 822 nt
Organism: Neopelma chrysocephalum (saffron-crested tyrant-manakin)
Lineage: Eukaryota; Metazoa; Chordata; Aves; Passeriformes; Pipridae
Product: purine nucleoside phosphorylase-like
Exons: 4
Biological process (GO): nucleoside metabolic process
Cellular component (GO): cytoplasm
Molecular function (GO): purine-nucleoside phosphorylase activity
Source: RefSeq, a predicted model, not a curated record
GCGGGGCCUUGCGCCGUCCUGCAGGGCCGCUUCCACCUCUACGAGGGCUACAGCCCCGCCCAGGUGGUGAUGCCGGUGCGCACCCUGGCCCUCCUGGGCGUCCACACGCUGGUGCUGACCAACGCCGCCGGCGCCCUGAGCCCCGGCCUGGCCCCCGGACACCUCCUGGUCAUCCGCGACCACAUCGACCUGCCCGGCCUGGCCGGGCGCAGCCCAUUGGUGGGGCCCAACGAUGACAGAUUCGGGCCGCGCUUCCCGGCCAUGACGGACGGCUACGACCCCGCCCUGCGUCGCCUGGCCCUGUCCCUGGCCCCCCCCGAGCUCCACGCCCGCCCGGGGGUCUACGUGGGCGUGGGGGGGCCCAGCUACGAGACCUGGGCCGAGUGUCGGCUCCUGCGGCGCCUCGGCGCCGACGCCGUCGGCAUGAGCACGGUGUCGGAGGCGGCGGCGGCGCGUCACUGCGGCCUGCGGGUCCUGGGCCUGUCCCUCAUCACCAACGCGGCCCCAGGCGACAACGAUGAGGAGGAGGAGGAGCAGAAGGGCAUCGGGGCGGGGCCCGGGGCCGAGGCCACGCCCCCCGGGCACGAGGAGGUGCUGGCGGCCGCCCAGGAAGGGGCGCGGCACCUCCGCCGGCUCCUGCUGGCCCUGGCGCCGCGACUGGCAGACGGGGCACGGGCCUAGGGGGCAACAAGGGGGUCACCCGGGGCCCGGGGCUGUCCCCGUGUCCAUCCCGUGUCGGUCACGUGUUGUUACUGCUGAUUCCGGCCUUAAACCACCCCCAUUGGUCCCGUGUUCAUCCUGUGUCCAUCCCGUGUCCAUCCC